GGUAACAUUGUGCAAUACAGGGCAGGAAUGAUGUUUGUUAUCGGGAUUUGUAAUUGACUUUCUGAAUGUAUAGUGUGGUCUUAUUCAGCUUCAGUAAAUACUUAACGGUAUCAUAAUCUUAUAAAACCGAACAUCGGUACAAACGUUGAGAAAAGCGUUCAUCAAUAUUAUAGAUAGAGGCCUUAUUAUAUAGCCAUGCCGAGCAGAAAAGGAGGCGGUCGUGAUGCUAAAAAGUUUGUUACUUCAGGUGUAACUGGAGUAGUAAAGCGGUAUAUUAGCACGGGUGGUUAUGGGUUUAUUACCGAGGAUGGUACAUAUCGGGAUGUAUUUUUUCAUAUCUCAGCCGUUUCAAAAGAAAGUCGACGACGAGGAGAUGAAAUACGAAUUGGAGAUGAGGUGUUAUAUGAUUUGUAUUUAGGUCCGAAAGGAUACAGAGCAGAGUCGGUUCGGAUUCUUAACCAAGAAGGCUUUGAGUCGGACUCGGAUGAUACUUUCAACCUUGAUGGAAGAGAUUCUGAAAAUGAUUUUGGAGACAGUGAAGGAUGGGCAUGGAGACGACGGCGUGACACUAAAGAAGGAAGCAGCAGGCAUGAGAGUUCGAGGCAACGAAAAUGGGGAGACUUCGAUUGUGAAAGUAGCGAUGACGACUUCAGUGUACCGAACAGAGGUCGCCCUUCGGCAUCACCUACUAGGUGGCCGAGAGAUCCACCCCCUCCACCCAGAAGAAAGGCGGACAGCAGCCCAGGAAUGAAACAUCAGGAAAGGAAAACAAAUGUCAAAGAUAAUACACACAAGUCUGGGUACUUUUGCGAGGACUGCAAUGAUCAUCAUCCCAAUACCAAUCAUGCUAAUAGUGAUGGUUUCAAGCGGGAGGAGACCGGUAAGCCGUCAGUGUAUACAAAAGCGAAAACCGACAGUAAACCUUUUAAAAAUUCUGGAACCUUCAAUGAUGGGACUCAAUUCGCCAGUCAGCAUUUCUCCCAACCGAGCAAAAAGUCAGAUCCACAACCAACAAAACCUACAUACAAACCCUUUCAAUUUGGAUUUGGGAUUGAUCCUCUUAAUACAGGAAUUGGUGUCGGCAAGAAUCCGUUUGGUACUGGAGUUCCUUUCCCGCGAAAAAGCGAGCCAUCUGAGGGGGCAAACAGGACAACUCAAACUUCUACUAACACCAAAAAGUCGGAUACUGAGAAAAAAGUUCCAAAUCCACAACCAUCUACAUAUCUUCCUAAGAAAGGUAUUCUGAAGAAUCCCUCAAACAGAGGCUCCUUCAUUUACAUGGGUAUCCCGCCGCGAUCCCCGCGAUUGAGCAGCCAGAAGCCUCAGGAACAGAACGCCGACAGAAAAUCUGACAUCAAUGCAAACAAAUCAGAUCUUGAUAGACGAUCAACCCUGUAUAGUUUUUCGUACGUUGGCAAAACCAAAAGCUUCGAUAUUCCUAUGAAACACGCAGAUCCAUUCAGCGCUGGGACCAGAGGGCCAAAUCAUCAGAAGCCUAACAGAAGUACUCCUGAGAAUGCCAAACCUGCCAGGAAUUCAGAACAAAAUAUGAAAGGAAGUGGAACCAAUGCAGAUGACGCAAAGACAACGGGUAGAUCUGCAACAGAAGAGCAACCCACCCAGACCAAGCCCCAAAUGAAAGGAACCACUGCGUCCAAGGAAAACCUAACAGACUCUAAUAAGACACCUGAAAAGGAAACCAAGAAGCAAGCAUCAACCACCGUUUCAAGUUUAAGCAGAGAAGCAGGAAACUUUUUCUUCAGGUCAGCUCGAGAUCAAAGGAGUGACUUGGUCAAAUCUAUAAGUUUAAAGAGUGCGCUUGGUUGUUACAAGAAAGCCUGCAACUGGUCGUAUCAAGACGAGGACUUUGUGUCAGCGGCGAAAAACGCGGCAACCACUUGUUGGAGGUUGGCUAAGCUCCACAUGGCGUCAAAAAGUGCUUCUGAUCAAAAGGAAACUGGCAAAUACUUCAAAGAUGCUCUACAGUACUUCAGCAAAGCUUAUCACAAAAGAAUCUGCAGAGGACAGGAUUGGGCCAAGCAUUUGGAGAAGUCCAUUCAGAGCUGUCUCGAUGACAUAAAAACUUGGAUUGCACCUAAAGAUGACGAUGAUCAGAUAGCAACUUUGAAGGAAUAUCUGGGAUACCUACCUACAUGUGGCGCCAAAAUCAACGGGUAUCUCCACAUUGCAUAUAUCCAUAUGAAAAGGGGCAAGGAAGCUUUGCAGUUCGACGAGUAUGAAAACUGCCAAGGGUAUCUGAAAGACUGUUGUGUUCCUCUUGGAGAAGCAGAGAAUAUGUUAUAUGAUGAUGUAGAACCAACCAUUCGUCUGAGUGUCAAUGCGUUGAAGAAGAACGUUGACUACCACGAGAGCCUUGUCAGAAAGGCUUUAGCAAGAGUAAAAGAAGCACAAGUGCGUCAGCAACGGGAAAAGGCGGAUGAAGAGGCGAAGAAGAUGGCAAUGGGCCAACUGAAGUCUGACAUACGAAUGCUGGAUCUUUUCUCAAAGCUCUCCAUUGAAGAAUUUGUUAAGCAGGUUUAUCGCAUGUGGCCGCCAAAGGGUACCAAAUCUCCUGACGUAUCUUCGACAUCGUCGUCGUCAUCAUCAUCAAAGAAGAAGUUAUUGAUUCGAGCAAUCAGUCAGUACCACCCAGACAAGGUGGAUAAGGAGAUACAUGGUAUCAAGUGGCAGUUACUAUCGUGUGAAAUCACUAAAUGCCUCAGCAUGAAACUAGCCAUUAUCAAAUAAUAGAACACUUUUUUCAUGAAAUCAUUUAGGGAAUUACCUCAGUAUAUAUGCCUAUAUACUUGAUUUCAUUGUUCCCCCCCCCACAACUCACAUUAAUUUCUUAUACCAUUGUUCUUUUAUAUCUUUUAAAUAAUAUUUCAACCGUUUUAUGUUGAUUAGUACACAUUAUGGAACAGAAUUUGAUAUGAUUUUGCAUUUAAAAAUUCAGUUCGAAAAUGUCAAAAAUUUGAAUUGAAACUCAAAACGACUAUCAUUGAAUUUUUCUGUAUGGAUUAUAUACAAUGGAUGUUGAAUAAUUCGUAUGCAAAAAAAUUCAAAACUGUAAAGCUUUAUGAUGUUAAGUUCCAAUGUUGGGUCAAUUUCAUAAAAUUUGUUAAAAUUUA
This is a messenger RNA of Lytechinus variegatus (green sea urchin), 3131 nucleotides long. RefSeq lists its product as uncharacterized. Lineage: Eukaryota; Metazoa; Echinodermata; Echinoidea; Temnopleuroida; Toxopneustidae. The transcript is spliced from 7 exons. Gene Ontology annotation, biological process: regulation of gene expression. Bases 196 to 2748 code for a protein of 850 amino acids. The record is from RefSeq and is a predicted model, not a curated record. Gene Ontology annotation, molecular function: nucleic acid binding. Gene Ontology annotation, cellular component: nucleus.